GUCCUUUCAGUAAUGGAUCAUUAACCAAUGCUAAUAUUGGCAUUCUUUGUUGCUCGGAUUUCAUUUAUCUAUUUGUGUGAUUAUAAUUCAUCUGGUUCUGUGGCUCAUUUGAAUGUUAGAAUUCGUUUGAUUUCUUCUUGCAAAAAUAAAAAUUGGGUGUUUAUUUCAAUUUGUGGGGAUUUGAGUUGUUAGGAAUUAGUGAUGGAGACCAAAGCUGUGAUCAAUACCAGUUCUACAGAAAAAGGCGUGUUGCAAACCGCAGAGUUGUACAAGUAUAUAAUGGAUACUAGUGUGUAUCCACGCGAACAAGAAUGUCUCAAGGAGCUCAGAGCUAUCACUUCCACUCAUCCAAGGGCUGUGAUGGGUACGGCACCUGAUGUGGGACAGUUUAUGGCCUUGCUUUUAAAGGCAAUCAACGCGAAAAAGACGAUUGAAAUUGGAGUGUUUACUGGAUAUUCCCUUCUCGUAACUGCCCUCACAAUUCCAGAUGAUGGAAAGAUCACGGCCAUAGACAUGAACCGAAGCUCGUACCUGAUUGGAUUACCUAUCAUCGAGAAGGCCGGGGUGGAGCACAAGAUCAAUUUUAUCGAGUCCGAGGCUCUUCCGGCUCUUGAUCAGUUGCUGAAAGAUCCUGAGAAUAAGGGGACGUUCGACUUUGCGUUUGUUGAUGCUGAUAAAGCCAACUAUGCAAAUUACCAUGAGAGAGCGUUGGAGCUUCUGAAACCGGGACGUAUAGCUGUUUACGAUAACACCCUUUGGGCAGGGACGGUGGCGAUGGAUGAGGGUUCGGUUCCGGAGAGCAAGCUGGCGACGAGGAAAGAUUCGAUAGAGUUUAACAAGUACAUUGCAGGUGACGCUAGAGUGCAAAUCUCUCAAGUCCCUCUUGGUGAUGGGAUCACUAUCUGUCGCCGCAACUGAAAUUCUUCAUCUUUUGGAUGAUGCUCCUCAUCAAGCAUUUCAAUAUGUCGGAAUAAAUUGUUAAGUGAUUGUUGUUGGAUGCUCUGCAAAUUAUUAUAUGAUAUGAUAUGAUAUGAUAUGGUUUUGUUGCA
This is a messenger RNA of Salvia miltiorrhiza (redroot sage), 1049 nucleotides long. RefSeq names its product cation-dependent phenylpropanoid and flavonoid 8-O-methyltransferase 1-like. NCBI's taxonomy places the organism in Eukaryota, Viridiplantae, Streptophyta, Magnoliopsida, Lamiales, Lamiaceae. The record is from RefSeq and is a predicted model, not a curated record. Gene Ontology annotation, molecular function: O-methyltransferase activity; S-adenosylmethionine-dependent methyltransferase activity. The transcript has 6 exons. Bases 202 to 918 code for a protein of 238 amino acids.